Molecule: messenger RNA, 1179 nt
Organism: Symbiodinium natans
Lineage: Eukaryota; Dinophyceae; Suessiales; Symbiodiniaceae
Source: the annotation of a GenBank genome assembly
AUGAUGAUGUCGGUCAUUUCUAUGGGACUGACGACCAUCACCUGGCUUGUGUUCGGCUUCACCUGGUCUUUCGAUGAGUGGGGUGCCGGGAAGGGCUUCACGUACGUCGGCUUCCGCAACCUCGACACAGUCUGGCCCGGCACGACCAUGCCAGGUCUGACCUUCGCGAUCUUCCAGAUGACCUUUGCCAUUAUUGCGGCGGCGAUCAUCUCCGGUGCCGUCGUCGAGCGCAUCCGAUUCUCGGCUUACGCCAUCUUCAUCGUCGCCUGGGUCCUAGCGGUGUAUGUGCCGCUGUGCCACUGGAUCUGGGGCGGCGGCUGGAUCGCCGAAAUGGGUGCCAAGGACUUUGCAGGAGGCACCGUGGUUCACAUCAGCUCUGGCACCUCCGCCUUUGCUUUGGCAUCCCUACUCGGCGAGCGAAGGCACAAAGACGAGAGCUUCCCCUCGAACUUGCCCUUCGUGAUCUUGGGCGGGGGCAUCCUCUGGCUCGGUUGGACCGGCUUCAACGGCGGCUCGGCCUUUGCGGCCAAUGCAGACUGCGGCCUCGCCAUCGCAACCACCUACAUCGCGGCGGCUGCCGCGAUGGUCAUGUGGAUCACGGUGGAGCGCAUCUUGGACGGAGCGCCCACCUCCGUGGGCGCGAUGUCGGGAGCCGUGGCAGGGCUUGUGAACAUCACCCCCUGCGCCGGCUUCGUGGAGCCCCUGGGCGCUCUCGCAGUUGGGGCCAUGGGCGCCCUCUGCUGCAUCUCCGCGGCACGUGGCCUGAAGAGGCUGAGCCUGGUGGACGACUCCCUGGACUGCUUCAGCCUCCACGGCGUCGGUGGCUUCGCAGGCGCCAUCCUCGGCGGCUUCUUCGACACCGGGGACGGGCUGAUCUACGGCAGCGACGGGAUGCUGCUGGUGAAGAACCUGGCCGGCGCCGCCUUCGGCGUUUUCUACUCCGCCGCCGCCACCGCGGUGAUCUUCUUCCUGCUCCGCCUCGUGAUGCGCAUGAGGGUCAGGGAGGAGCAGGAGCGGGAAGGUGUGGAUCUCCACUGCCACUCCGAGACGGCUUACGGCAAGAGCGAGCACUCCGGCAAGCCGGGCACGCCGGCCGCGGCCGCGGAAGAGCCUCGUGUGCUGCUGACCAGCAGCGCUGCCCAGCUCAAGAUCACCGUGCAGAAGCCAACCGGGGUUUGA